Molecule: messenger RNA, 3460 nt
Organism: Oryzias latipes (Japanese medaka)
Lineage: Eukaryota; Metazoa; Chordata; Actinopteri; Beloniformes; Adrianichthyidae
Product: twinfilin-2
Biological process (GO): actin filament depolymerization; positive regulation of neuron projection development; barbed-end actin filament capping
Cellular component (GO): cytoplasm; myofibril; actin filament
Molecular function (GO): actin filament binding; actin monomer binding
Source: RefSeq, a predicted model, not a curated record
AUCACUUAUGCAGUUAGGGUUGUAGACGCAUGUUAUGUCUGCAAACUGGUCAAAGCAACCCCACCCUCAUCCAACAGUGGCUGGGAUAGGCUCCAGCAUCCCCGUGACCCCGGCAGGGAUGAGGCAGGUUUAGAAAAUGGAUCAAUGGAUGGAUGAAACAGACAGACGGAUGGAUCAACAGUUGAACAACUUUUUUGAUCUUUAUGAGCAGUAUUUCUGAAUAUAGACUGAAGGCCAAGGGUAAAAACAGAUGUUCAUACCCAUACAGGAAGCCCUGUGAAGUGUUGUGCGUCUGUGUGAGUCUGUGCCUGAGCAUAAGCUCAUGGUGUCUCCCUGCAGCAGAGCAGAGGGGUGGGAGCCAUGUUGAAUAAUGUAUAGAUGCUUGGGUUGUGGACUCAUUGGGAGUGAAUAAUGGAUGAUCCCAUCACGGGUACCCACUUAUCUUUCUCUCACCCACAUCAGCUAUGCGUGUGUGGAGGGGGAGCGCGCACACAGCGUUGGAAGCAUUAAGUGUUUACAGUUUUAUCCGCAAAGCUUUAUCCCGUCCUCAGUCAUGUAAAUACCAGAGCUCAGCAAAGUUCAGUGAUAUCGUAAACUUCGGGAGCUGCAGCGUUUGCUGACAUGUCCAGUGGAAUUGAAGGAGUUGCUCAGGAGAGCGACCUUUUACGCCACACAAUUACUGAUCAGAUACAAAAGGUGUUUUGAUCACAGCAGCCUGGGAACAGUGUUGAAAUGCGGCGCUCAGACUCUGGCCUGGUGUCACAUUUCUGGGCUGGAAUUUGAGAUCACACAGUUGCGUCUGCCUGAAAGAGUGAUAAAAUGUCUUCACACCGGCAGCAUCGGCGAACGUUGAACCCUUCUGUUGUGAUCCGAGGAUGUGGACAGGCGCACGGUUCAGCGGGGAACAGUGUGCGACCUGCUGAAGCUCCCCCCGCCACUGCUGCGGUCAUUGAUACGCAGAGGGCUUUAGAUCGGUGGCUGCUUUGGCAUAUCCUCUGACAGAUACGUUAUUACUCAUCAGCCACAGUUCCGCAGAUUGUAUUUCAAGUGUUGGGAAGCUCCUGAGUGGCUCAGGAGGCGUUUAUGUCACGGGUCCGUCUGCCUCAGAGGAGAGUCCGGCUGAGUGCUGACCGAGAACACACCUGAACGUCAUCGUAAAGCAGUGAAGACCGACAGCCAAAAAAUGUCCCACCAAACUGGAAUUGAUGCAACGUCUGAAUUGAAGGACUUCCUGGCGCAAGCGAGAGGAGGAUCCAUCCGAAUCAUGAAGAUUAUCAUCAGAAACGAGGAGUUGGUUCUAGACUCAUGCAGGGAGCCGGUCCACAGCUGGGAGAAGGACUACGACCAGUUUCUGCUACCUCUGCUCACACCGCAGCAGCCGUGCUACAUCCUCUACCGGCUGGACUCCAAGAACUCGCAGGGAUACGAGUGGAUCUUCAUCUCAUGGUCUCCUGAUCACUCACCUGUCAGGCAAAAGAUGAUGUACGCUGCCACCCGUGCCACACUGAAGAAGGAGUUUGGAGGAGGCCACAUCAAAGACGAGAUGUUUGGUACUGUUGAGGAUGACCUGUGCCUCCAGGGUUACCUGCGACAUAAGUCCUCCUGCUCGUCUCCAGCUCCACUGACAGCGGCUGAGCAGGAGCUACAGCGAAUCAGAGCCACAGAGGAUAAAGUGGUGUGGGACGAGCGCAGACGGAUUGGGACUCCCACAGCCCGGGCGAGGGUCACUAUGGAAUUUGGCUUAGAUAAGAGAGCGCAGACUCUUCAGGGUCUGUCAUUUCCUUUACAAGACGAGGCCAGACGAGCUCUGCAGCAGCUGAAGCUCAAACGCAUCAACUACAUCCAGCUGAGGCUGGAUGUUGAGAAAGAGACCAUCGAGCUGGUUCACACCAAACCAACAGAAAUCCACGAGCUUCCCUUCAGGAUUCCCACAGAUUCCCCAAGAUACCACUUCUUUGUCUUCAAACAUUCCCACCAAGGCCAGCGGGAUGAGGCUCUCGUGUUCAUAUACUCAAUGCCCGGAUACAUGUGCAGCAUCAAGGAGCGGAUGUUGUACUCCAGCUGCAAGAACAGGCUACUGGAUGAGGUGGAGAGGGACUAUCAGCUGGAAGUCACCAAGAAGAUGGAGAUAGACAGUGGUGACGGCCUGACAGAGGAAUUCCUGUAUGAAGAGGUUCAUCCCAUGGAGCACACCUUAAAACAGGUCUUUGCUAAACCUCGAGGACCUGGAGGGAAAAGAGGCAACAAGCGGCUCAUCAAGGGCGCCGGAGAGAACAGAGAGGAUAAUUAGAACCAAACAGAAAUCAAGAUGUUUCAGAAUUGAAUGGUUAUUUGACUGUUUCACUUUUAUUUUGACACAGCAGCAUUUCACAGCUAGAUAGGGAGAAUACAAAACCAGCGUAAAUCGAUGAUGGUUCUCUUUUUGGUGAGACAUGGUCAUGCAGAGGAAGCCCUGUUGUCACCUUGGAAGUCGUCUUAAACGAGUUGAUUUUCCUUUUUGCUCUACAGCCAAAUGAUUCGCAAAUAAACAGAAAAUCCUUGGAAUUAGAAGCGCCGUUCUGCAACGUCCUCGUUGUUUCUUCCAAAGUCUUGUUAAGCAUUAAACAAAAGAUAGUAGAGUAUCGGAAAACAUCCUACUGCUUUUAUUUCCUCUGGUUUCUUUGGAUGUAGUCUUCCUGAUGAUAGGGGUCUGUUUUAGUUGUCACCACACAGGAUGAAAGGUGUGCACCUUGAGAUUCUGCUCCAAAUUUGUGGACACUGUUGACCUUUAGGAUGGACAUGGGUGAUGGUGUGUCAGCUGGAAGAGCAGGUUUUUCACUGAUCACAGAGUUUUUCAGCUGCUGAGUGUCUUUGGACAAAGUAGAGCUACUCCUAGUGGCACCGGGUUGCAUUGCAACUUUGUGUGGAAUUAAAUAUAAUGCAGUAUAGUUUGUGAGCCCUGCUUGAAUUAUGCUGUUGCUUUGCUCCAACUUAAACCCUCUGACGUCAUCUUGCCAUUUCUUUCCUUUAACCAUUAACAAUUAUUUUACUAAAGUUUUGGUCCAUUCCUAGAAAGUUCAAGAAUUGUUAUCAGAAGUAUAAUUUUUAGGAUUUAAAAUUCCUCUUGUUCAGACACAAACAGCAGCUGUUUAGCAUAAAGGCUGUCUAAAAUGUGUGUAUAAUUUUGACUUACAGUGGACAACAAAUAUUUAUUUAAAAAUUGUGAAAUUGACAAAGAAAACAUGUCUGGGUACUUGAACACAAGAGGUGUCAUUUAAACCUUUAUUUCUGUUAAUUAAAAAAAUCAACACCAACAAAACUUUGUCUUGAUAUUUUCUUAUUUAAACAUCCGAAAUCCUCCAGUUGUUUUCUCCUAAGCCUUAUUAUUUUCUUUUUAACUUUACCUGCUGUGUUUAAAUGUGAGAAACGGGUGUUUUCAGGUGUUUUGCGCCUGCGCUCUGCAGGCCGAGUUUCUCCUGAA